Molecule: messenger RNA, 2427 nt
Organism: Yamadazyma jaroonii
Lineage: Eukaryota; Fungi; Ascomycota; Pichiomycetes; Serinales; Debaryomycetaceae
Source: the annotation of a GenBank genome assembly
AUGAGAUCUAUAUCUGCUCCAUUCAAACCACCCAGGUUUGUUAGACAGAGUCAAAGUGACCAAGGGUCGGGAGAAGAAGAGAAGGAAGACGUGGAAAUACUGCUGCUGCCGCCAAAAUCUACUUCUAGAUCUAAAAAAACGGCCCCAACGCGUAUCUAUGCUCCAAUAAGUAAACAGGUAGACAGCCAACCUAGUCAGCCUAGUCAAGAUGUCCCAGAACUUAGACAAGUAUCGGGGAAAAAGUAUGUGGUUCAGUACCGGAAAGUCACCAAUAAGAAGAACAAGACAUGGGAUGGUGAUGGGACUUUGGAAAUAAGUGAUCAAAUGGUCUUAAAGAUAGAUAAGAGAAGAAUAGUAAGGCCGUUGAGUAAAAUUGAUGGGAUUAUCAAAUUCGGAGGCUUUGAAGUUGAAAUUGAUUAUGAAGUUGAAAGUUCUGAUCAACCUACUCAAGAAUCUCAGCCUAAACCACUAUUGAGAGGUCCUAGUAGAGCCAAACGUCCUUUCACCAAACUUACAACCAAUGUACCAGUUUCAGAAGAGAAGAAAUCUAAACAAGGACCUUUGUACCCAAUUGAAGAGGAUUCUUUCAUUAUGAAAAGUCUUUCACCUGAUCAUAAACCGGUGAUAAUAGAUCCAUCUUUAAGUAAACAUUUACGUCCUCAUCAGAGAGAAGGGGUGUCUUUUCUUUAUGAAGGAGUUAUGGGGUUCAACGAUACCACUGGGGUAUUAUUAGCAGAUGAGAUGGGUUUAGGAAAGACUCUUAUGACCAUUACUUUGAUAUGGACGUUACUCAAACAAUCACCUUUACCUAAUGUGAAAUCUGUUGGUUCCAAAGUUCUUAUAGUUUGUCCCGUCACUUUGAUCAACAACUGGAAGAAAGAGUUCAAAAAAUGGAUCAAUCUUAAUCAAUUAGGAAUUCUAGUGCUUGAUUCCAACACCAAACUGGAUUUGAAAAACUUCAAACUGACCAGAGUUUAUCAAAUUCUAAUAAUGAGUUAUGAAAAGUUACACAAUUGUGAAAAUGAAUUACAGGAAGUGCUGUUUGAUCUUCUUAUCUGUGACGAAGGACACAAAUUGAAAAACACCAACAAUAAGAGUUUAAAGAUCUUGAAAUCUUUGGAUAUAGAGAAAAAAGUUCUUCUAUCAGGUACACCCAUACAAAAUAAUUUGAACGAGUUCUUUACAUUGGUCGAUUUCAUCAAUCCGGGAGUUCUAGGAUCGUUCAAUCAAUUCCAAAAGAAUUACAUACGGCCAAUUGAACAAUCUAGAGAUGUCAAUUGCUAUAAUCAAGAAAUCCUCCUCAAAGGUGAAGAAGUCAGUAACCAGUUAUCGGAAUUAACAUCCAAGUUCAUCUUGAGAAGGACCAAUGAAGUACUUUCCAAAUAUUUGGGAGAAAAGACUGACUUACUUGUAUUUGUCAAGCCAACAUCGUUCCAAUUACAGUUAUUCAAACAAAUUUCUUCUUCGGUGACUUACACCACUGAAAAUGCCUUGAAUAUGAUUAAUCUUUACAAAAAGAUUUGUAACUCUCCUAAGUUGGUCAACGGGGAUAACUUAUUCACAUCUUUAGAUUUAUCAAUGAAGGAACUCCCAGUUGCUAGUGGGAAGAUCAAUUUGUUGAUAGCUUUGAUGAUUGAAAUCCAUGAAAAGAAAGAAAAACUAGUACUUAUUUCCAAUUAUACUAAAACUUUAGACUUAUUUGCAUCCAUAUGUUCCAAGUUGAAUUAUGGAUUCUUAAGACUUGAUGGGUCCACAACAUCAGCUAUGAGGUCUUCGGUGAUAUCUCAAUUCAACAAUACCAAAUUUCCCCAAUUCCCAGUUUUCCUUCUAUCUUCAAAAUCUGGAGGUUUUGGUAUCAAUCUUAUCGGAGCUUCUAGGUUGAUUUUGUUCGACAAUGAUUGGAAUCCUGCCACUGACCUCCAAUCUAUGUCGAGAAUUUAUAGAGAUGGUCAAACCAGGCCAGUAUUUAUUUAUAGAUUAUUUACAACAGGUUGUAUAGACGAGAAGAUAUUCCAACGUCAAUUGAUGAAAACUAACCUAAGUGAUGCUUUCUUAGAUAAUGGUAGUAGCUCCAAUGUUUUUGGAAUGGAUGACUUGAAAGAUUUGUUCACGGUAGUUGACACGGAUUGUAAUACUCAUGAUCUUCUAGAGUGUCCCUGUACUGGGGACGGUGAAAAUAUGGAUGUCAUAGCUAGUGCAUCGUCUGAGCCUAGAAGUGAGAUCUCCUUGGGAAGUGAUUGGAUCUCAGCCAAAGAUUUCCAAGAAACACCUUCUAAAAAGUCUAUCCAGUUAGCUUUGAAUGACUAUAGACACCUUAAAGAUAAUUAUCAUGAUGACAUCCUCGAUAAAGUGAAGAAGAACGGUAUAUCUUAUGUGUUCACCAAGGUUACCAAUAACGACAACAAAGAGAAUUUGAGUCAAGAAUAG